Messenger RNA from Helicoverpa armigera (cotton bollworm), 1358 nucleotides. RefSeq names its product homeobox protein ceh-19-like. The record is from RefSeq and is a predicted model, not a curated record. Gene Ontology annotation, biological process: regulation of transcription by RNA polymerase II; neuron differentiation; central nervous system development. Gene Ontology annotation, molecular function: DNA-binding transcription factor activity, RNA polymerase II-specific; RNA polymerase II cis-regulatory region sequence-specific DNA binding. Lineage: Eukaryota; Metazoa; Arthropoda; Insecta; Lepidoptera; Noctuidae. Gene Ontology annotation, cellular component: nucleus.
UCAGCGGACGAAUUGACAAAACGCAUCGUGAAACUUUCUUAUUAGUUUAAAUUAUGUCCCUGAGUGAGAUACUUCGUAAUAGUGCAGUGCUUAAAGUGUAAUUCAAAAUGUCCCUCAGACUCCUGCCGAGCACACGUUGACUAAAAUAAACAAUUAAAUAAAUAAAAUACCUAAAAUGGAUCCUUCGGAAACAAUGGACGUUGACGAAAUAAAAACAGAAAAAUCUGAAACUAAGCUACCGUUUUCAAUUGAAAAUUUAUUGGCAGAUAAAUUCGAAAAACAGACUGAUUUUGCAAAUGAUGCAAAUGCUUCGACUAGUGGUGUGAAUUGUGAAUUAAAAAGCAAUUUUGUUAGUGAUGUGACUGAAAAUAUCGAUUCUGACGAUGAUGCAAGCAGCAAUAGUUCGGAAAAUGUCGACGUUGAGAGUUCGACCGUCGGCGAUGCGCAAGAGUUCCUCAAUAUUAAGUCUACUGAUUAUCAACAAUCAGGAUCAUGUUCAUCGCGAGGCAAGCGGCGCACGGCAUUCAGCGCGCAGCAGAUCAAGAGCCUGGAGGCAGAGUUCGAGAAGAACCGCUACCUGUCCGUCGCGCGAGGGAGACUCGCCCGGCAGCUGCGGCUUACUGAGACACAGAUAAAGAUAUGGUUUCAAAACCGCCGGACGAAGUGGAAACGAAAAUACACAAACGACAUCGAACUCCUUGCUCAACAGUAUUACAGCAGCCUCGGGAUCGUGAGCCCUCGGCCCAUGUUCGUAGGCGAUCGCCUCUGGAUCUUCAACUACCCCAACCGGGUCCCACCAACACAGCAGCAACAAUGGAUGAAAUCACUCAAUACAAUGAGCGCACAAAACCAAAUAAUAGACAGAACAAACAUGUUUCGAAAUCUACCAAAGCCAGAGGUCCCAUUUCUAAACCCUAGUGUGUAUCCGAACGAAAGAGUCUUCAUGGACCGCGGUUUGAGUUUGGCGGGAAAUGUCAAUGUCAAAAUGCCCGCCCAAAGUCGAAUUUUGCCGAGAGAAGUAUACAAUAAUAUGGCUCAAAGGAGUAUGGAUGUGUAAAAUAAUAUUUUAAGCCAUAGCAGCCCACCGCAAGAGUCUAAUGUGGACCAUUUGAGAAGGUUAGAAGAGAAUUUCAGUAUUUAGUUUAAGUAAGACUUUGUUUAAAAGGUUGUCAGUAGGUUUAAGGGCCGCCGUACACGGACUGCUCGAGCAGUUAGCGGCUGAGUGAAAUACACGGACCGCUCGAGCGGUCGGCGUCGACUGCUUGAGCUGUCGGUUGUUGACUGCUCGAGCUACGACCCAACUGCUCGAGCAGUUGAUUUUCUACCACAGUCGAGUCAUGGAUACUGACGAGGAAGCA